AUGAAUAAUAAUAAUUGUUUGGGAGUUAAAGAGAUUAGAUAGAAAUGCAAAUCAUUUUUCGAACAAUACUCUAAUCGAUUGCCUCAGCAGGUUUCAAAAUCAAGAGACGCCCAACAAUAUUAGUCACUAUGUUAACAUGAAGUUAGAAAAUUUGAAAAGAUGUAUCUCAAACCAAAGCGAUCAGUUUAAUAUAAUUCUAUUCAAACCGAAUCAAACCAAGUUGACAGUUAUGCCUAUUGCCAAAGAAGACAAAGCACAGAACCAAAAGGCAACUCAAAAAAGAGGAGUCACAUAAUUAAAACUAAAGUAUUAAGUUAAUUGGACUUAUAUAAAUCUUGUGACAUCGACACAUUUAAUAAUCAGGAGAUUCCUAUAGGAGAUAUUACAAUUUAGUAUCAUUAGAAUUCUGAGAAUCGAAAGGCUAGUGUAAUUAAUAAAGAAAAUCAGAAGGAAGACAAUCUGAGAUUACCUAUCCUAAAAAAAUGCUUAUUCUGUAAAUUAUACAAAUUCACAUUAGAAAUUGACAAAUCAGAUAACAAAGUUAAUCAAGGGAAGCUGCCAAAAUUUGGUGAGAGUUUGGUGACACCAUUUUUUGGAACUAAAAAGCCCAUUUCUUUGGAUAAAAGACCAUGUGAAUUUUAAGGGUUAGUUUACAAGAGAAAAAAAUGA
Paramecium tetraurelia is the source of this 669-nucleotide messenger RNA. RefSeq lists its product as uncharacterized. The record is from RefSeq and is a predicted model, not a curated record. The transcript has 2 exons. Lineage: Eukaryota; Ciliophora; Oligohymenophorea; Peniculida; Parameciidae.